AUGGAGGCCUUAACCAAACAAUAAAAAGAGUAGAUUGCUGAGGAGCAAACAAAUUAUUACAAAGAUUUGAUUAGUGAUUUAGAAUAUAAGCUAAUUGAAUUGAAGCGUAACAUUCACGAUAAGGAAUAUGCCAUAUAGGAGUUAGAACGAAUGAAGCCAAUUUAGGAGAAGGAAGGUCAAUUAGUUAAACUUAUAGAGGUGGUGACACCUUCAGAAUAAAAUCUGAAAUUGCAUGAAGAGUUGGAAAGUGUCAGAGGAGUCUUGCAGAAAAUUACAGCGGAAGCUCAGAGUGUUUCAGAAAGCAACAAUGCCUUGAGAGAAGUCAAUUAUCACCUGAAAAGGGAAAUAUUCAAAAUGAGAAUUGUACUGAGAAGUUAGGUGACCUAUUAAAAUAUGAAGGAUUUUGUGUAUAAUGAAUAUCUCGAUAAAACAGAUAACAAUCUUGAAUUGAACAAGGAGUAGACUAGAACAAAUGCAUUAAGAACUUGUAUGGAACCAGCAAGUUUAGGCUAUGGGUUUUCUCCAGAACCAUAGCAAUUGAAGUAUCUGAGCAAAAAUGAAAGGAUGAUUUAUCAAGAGAAGUUGCAUAAGAUGGAAAUGAUGGUUAAAGGAUUCAAAGAGUUAUUUGAAAAGGAAAAAAAUAAUUAUAUAUAUAUUAGCAAAUUGCAUAAUGAAUUAGUCAAGAAAUAUGAUUAGAUUCAAGACAACAAUGAAUUAUUAAUACGUUCAAAUCAAUUGAAAGAUUAAAAGAAUGAGUAAUUGAUGGCAGAAUUGCAAUUUUACAAGAAACAAAAUUAAAAUUAUAUGGAAUAACUCAAAACUAGAAAAUAAUUCAAUUCUAUAUAGCUGAAUCAAGAAUAAGAUAUAGCUGUUGGCAUAUUUAGUCCUAGAAUCAAUAAUGAACGAGUCAACACUUAACCAUCCUAUUUCGCCAGGCACUCCUAGUAAUUAUCGAAUUUUGAUGGUAAAUUGGAUGAUACAGAACCAAAAGAAAAUAUCUCAGUCCAAUUAAACAAUUCAAAUCAAAAACAAAUUCAUCAAGUGCUUCCUCAAGUUCAAAUGAAGAAGCUCUAAUUAAAAGAAUUAGAGAUUAAUACAGAUGAUAAUUUUGAGUAGGCUCCUUAUUGUUAAACAGCAAGAGCUGACUCUAAACCUCUUGUUAGAAAUCAAAUGCAGCAGAAGAAGACCUCAUACUAUGAUAUGACUAGAGAAGAAUGCGUUAAUUUCAUUAUGUCAAUGUCCAGUGAAUUCUUUUAACAUUUUGAUAUAAGUAACGUAAAGAAGAAACAAUUAAUUAAAUAGAUGGAAGAUCCUUUGUCAUAAAUAAAAAGAUAGAAAAGAUCUUACAGUAAUCCAUUUUCUUAUUUUUCAAAUGAGAGUCAGGUCAAUUUUACCAAACCCCCGAAAUAAUCAGUUGUGGCCAUUACCAAAAAUGAAAUCUAGUAAUUAUUGGGUCAAUUGACUUGCAAAAGGAAAUAGCAAUCCGAGCAUUUUGAUUUAUUCAGUGUUGACGUUUCUUAAAUUGAUGGUAAUAAGAGCAAGAAAUAAAUGCUUGAUUAAGAUAUUAGUUUUAUUUCAAAUAUCGAUUAACAAGAUUGA
Molecule: messenger RNA, 1599 nt
Organism: Paramecium tetraurelia
Lineage: Eukaryota; Ciliophora; Oligohymenophorea; Peniculida; Parameciidae
Exons: 6
Source: RefSeq, a predicted model, not a curated record